AUGUAUUUCUCCAAACAAAUUUUCUAUUUUUUACUGAUGGAAGAAGACUCAAGCGUCAAGUAUCCACACAGAGAGUCAAAACCACGCAUGGAAAGAGUAUCAAUGGAAGCUAUCCAAGAUGAAUGGAGGCACUUGUUUGGCGUUGACGGAGAAAACAACAGGGGAUGA
Messenger RNA from Caenorhabditis elegans, 168 nucleotides. It is a transcript of the gene ZC395.11, whose product is annotated as Transposase. The record is from RefSeq and is marked reviewed. Lineage: Eukaryota; Metazoa; Nematoda; Chromadorea; Rhabditida; Rhabditidae. The transcript has 2 exons. Bases 1 to 168 code for a protein of 55 amino acids.